AUGGCGGUGCUGGACAAUCCCGCCACAGGCGACGACGACCCUGAUGAGCGGCCUGCCUUAACAGGCUUGGACUUCUUGCUUAUCGCAGAUUCCGACUCAGACCACGGCGCGCACGACCCGUCUCAAGCAGGCGACCUUGACCUUCGGCAAACCUGCGUCGUCAGCGAGCUGCUGUCCCCCUUCAUCGCGCGCCAUGGGCCUGGAGGAAACCGGGAGGUGAAGGUUGAAGGGAUUGAUUCGGACGGCCGACCAGCACGCUUCAAAUUCGUGCUGCACGAGGACGAGCUGGAGGAGUUUGAAGGGCCCGGCACCCACGAUGGCUGUGUGGAGGUUUGCACAGAGUUCGCCGAGGUGAUCGUGCACCAACUGGAGCACCGGCUUGGCGACCUGAACGGGAUGUCCGGCGCUAGGCUCUUCACCCCCGACGAGUACCCGUUGGAGCGUGGAGAGAGGAACCGCAGGUGCCUCGAGUGGCUUCAGUCGCUUGUCACGCUGUUCAAGGCCGACCGGACGGAUGAGAUCCUGCCAGUCUGGAGGAGUUACAAGAAGCGCAAGCCCCAGAGCAACGCUCCACUCCCGCCUGCAGGAAAGCAACACAACAAGAAGGGCAGGGAGGCAGAUGAAGAGAUGGAUGUAGUUGACCUAGAAGAUGAGCAGGAUGCAGUUGACUCCGAUGAUGAUGAUGGAUUUAAUGAGUAG
Closterium sp. Naga37s-1 is the source of this 699-nucleotide messenger RNA. Lineage: Eukaryota; Viridiplantae; Streptophyta; Zygnematophyceae; Desmidiales; Closteriaceae. The record is from the annotation of a GenBank genome assembly.